UCAAACUGAAACAUUUCAUUCACCUCCUGAUCAAAGAUGGAUAUUCAAAUCUCAGCUUUUCUUCUGUUCGUUCUUGUCACUGCAGGACACUCUCUCAGCUGCUAUCAGUGCAGGAAUGAGACGAGUUCUUGUGCGGAUCCUGGGAAUAUAACAUGUCCUAGUGGAUAUUCCAAGUGCAUGAAUGUAACAACAGUAUCGCAAUUUGGUGCAACUAAAGUGAAUGGUAGAUAUUGUGCUGGUUACUGUACAAGUGGGUCGAUGAACUAUGGCUCUGUACAGGUGUCUUAUUCCUGCUGUGACACUGACCUUUGUAAUGUACCAGAUGCUCCAGAUCCCAGCACUAACACUCCCAAUGGAAAGAAAUGUUAUUAUUGUGUUGGUCAGAACUGCUCAAACACAGUGAAUUGUUCAGGGAGUGAAGACCACUGCAUUUCAAUGACAGUGAAUUCCAAUGAAUCACAGCUUCUAAAAGGCUGUGUCUCUAAAUCUAUUUGUGAUUAUGCCAACAUAUCUUUUAGUAGUGUUUAUGGCAUCUUAUGUUGUGAGGGGAACUUGUGUAAUGGCGUUUAUAAUGUCACCCAGAACAUCAACAUCACCCAGAACAUCAACCAGAACAUCAUCCAGAACAUCAUCCAGAACAUCAUCCAGAGCGUCACUCAAAACGCCACCCAGAGCGUCACCCAGAGCGUCACUCAAAACGUCCCCCAGAGUAGCACUCAAAAUGCCACACAGAGCAUCACUUUAAAAGUCCCCCAGAGUAGUAACAGUGCUAAAAGUAUCACCCAGGGCUUCAUGUUAUUAUUUAUUGUUAACUUAAUUAAGUAAGCAAUCAAUAAUAAAAUAAGAAUAAAUUAGCUAAUUUUGAACAGAAGUAGUAGACUACUAUUACUAUUACUAAUAGAUCACUAUUGUCUGUUGUUGACUGGUAGAUGCAACUUUUCAAAUGACAUUUUGGAAAAGCAUAAUACAGUUUUGAAUGCAUUGUUUGCUUUUGCUAGAUUUGUGUGUUAGUGUGUGUGUGGUUUUAUACCUAGUGUUUUUAUUUUCACAAAUGGUUAGACAUUGUUUGCUUAAUCUUUGGCCAAUUGUCCCAUGAUUCUAGACACAAAACCACACACUCUGGAACUCGCAAUUGCUAAUAUUUACGAUGAAGGCAUUAAUAAAUAUUCAGUGUGACAAUUGUCCUGAGAUGACUUACAUGACUAUCAUGUUUGUCUUCUUAGCCAGUGAUACCCACACAACAGACAGACUUCUCAUAUAUAGACCAAACAUGUAGUAUGUAAUAUUGACAGCUAGUGGUUUAAAUGGGCACUGCAAUCCAAGUUCAAAAUAGAUCUUUCAAGUGUAGAAAUAAGGAAAAAUAUAUUGUAAUUUCCCUAUUGUGUUGUAAAGCAAAAUAAUAUACCUGUGAAAUAUUAAUUUGUAUGUGUUUUACAGUGCAGUUGUUUUGCAAUAUAAGGCUAUUACUGUCAUAGGAAUAAUAAUAAUAAAUAAAAUACAAUCAUUAUUAUAUUCUAAUUUGUUUGGAUUCCUAAAACCCCAAGUGUGCAAGUAAUGUAGUCUGAGACAAUAUAUAAUUUUGAAAUUCAAUGUGCAUUAGAUUUUAAAGAAUUUAACUUUAAAAUGUACAAAUAUCUUCCGGGGGGCAUUGAUUACCAGUUUAAUUAAUAAUUUGAUUUGAUAAACAGUGUCAGGUCAUCCCUUGUGACAUCAUACUCAACCAGGGGUCAGUGGUGUCCGAUGAAGUGUACAGUGUAUUGUGUUCCUUGGUAAAUGACAUUGUUCUAAAAUUAAAUUGUUCUAAAUAUGCUUUCAAAAGUUACUUCACUUGAGUUAAAGUUGUGACAACUAGCACCAGUAUAAGAAUA
Molecule: messenger RNA, 1868 nt
Organism: Carassius auratus (goldfish)
Lineage: Eukaryota; Metazoa; Chordata; Actinopteri; Cypriniformes; Cyprinidae
Product: urokinase plasminogen activator surface receptor-like
Exons: 5
Coding region: 37-825 (262 amino acids)
Source: RefSeq, a predicted model, not a curated record